This is a messenger RNA of Phoenix dactylifera (date palm), 826 nucleotides long. RefSeq names its product early nodulin-like protein 13 (gene ENODL13). Lineage: Eukaryota; Viridiplantae; Streptophyta; Magnoliopsida; Arecales; Arecaceae. The record is from RefSeq and is a predicted model, not a curated record. Gene Ontology annotation, molecular function: electron transfer activity. Gene Ontology annotation, cellular component: plasma membrane.
GGUCUCUCCCCAACUUCAACAAGCCACACGAAGUCCCUCAACUUAGCUCCAUCAUCCUCCUUUUGCUGCUGCUACGGCUACUACUACUGCUCUCUUCUCUCAGUUCGCAUACAUGGCUUCGCCGUUGCUCUCUUCCCUCGUGUUCCUCGUCCUUCUUCUCAUCGUGGGAAGCUCUGAAGCUAAAGACUUCUUGGUUGGAGGUAACACCGAAGCAUGGAAAAUCCCCUCGUCUCCAUCAGAAACCCUCAAUCAGUGGGCGGAGGCGAACCGCUUUCUGGUCGGGGAUUCGCUUGUUUGGAAGUAUGAUGGCAAGAAGGAUUCGGUGCUGGAGGUGACGAGGGAGGGCUACCUGAGCUGCACCACUUCAAGCCCGAUCGCCGAGCACAAGGAUGGGAGCACGGUGGUGAAGCUCCCCCGUUCAGGGCCGUACUAUUUCAUCAGUGGAGCAGAGGGGGCCUGUGAGAAGGGGGAGAAGCUGAUCGUCGUUGUGAUAUCAGAGAGGCUCCACCGGUACCGUGGGAUCUCCCCUGCACCUUCCCCCUUGGAGUACGAUGGUCCUGCAAUGGCUCCGGUGAGCAGCGGCCAGAAGUUGGCAGGGGGGAUUACAGGGGGCUUGGUGGGUGUUCUGGCUGUCAUCGGAAUGGUGGCGAGGAUUCUUUGAGGCGUCGUAUUAUGAGUUUUGGUUAUUCUUUUGAGGAGGAAGAGGAUUGGAUUUUUUCGUGUUGUUCAUAGAGCUUUCUGGUUUCAUCUUCUUUCCUAUGUGAUACAUAGCCGAGAAUGCUUAUGACAUUGCUUCUGCUGAUAUGAAUUCAAUUUAUUCUUUGAA